AUGGGCCGACCCAUUUGGGCCGGCCCAUGGGCCAUGCCCAGGUCUAGUCGCAACUUGCGACUCGCAAGUUGCCUAAUUGCCUAUACCGUAGGGCCCUCUUCGCUUCCUCCGAGCUCCCAACCAGACCUCUCCUACGUCGACGAUAUAUUUGAUCCCAACCUUGAUCUAAAUAUUGAUCCUAGUCUGUUUAACAGCUAA
Messenger RNA from Penicillium soppii, 198 nucleotides. RefSeq lists its product as uncharacterized. The record is from RefSeq and is a predicted model, not a curated record. The coding region runs from base 1 to 198 and encodes 65 amino acids. The transcript has 2 exons. Lineage: Eukaryota; Fungi; Ascomycota; Eurotiomycetes; Eurotiales; Aspergillaceae.